AAUAGAUUGAUAUUUGCUAAAACUUAAGAAAUGUCUCUUGCAGAACAAUCAGUUUCAGAACAUGAAGUUAUUGUACCACCUAAUUUGCCACUAAUUUUAAAGGAAUUUUGUAAGGCGGCUAUUCGAACUCAACCGUAUGAUUUACUUUUAUGGUCCAGUUCGUAUUUUCGAGCAUUGGCCGAUGGAGAAGAACCACCUACGAAAUUGAGAUUGGAAUAUCCACCACCGAAUACAGCUUCCGGUUUGACUUUCGGCUUCCUGAGAAUUUUACUUCGACAAUUUGGAGAUUAUAAUAAAUUUUUACCUGUGGAAACGAUUUUAAGACGAUGGGACUGCUUGUGUUUGGAUCGUCGAGAUCUAAAUUUAAUUUUGAUGAUAGGAAAAUUUCGACGAAAAUGCCAAGUAAAAAAAUUUUUGGCAAUCGCCGUUGGACUUUUAAAUUCAAGUCUCUUUGAAACAAUGCUUAUGAUUUGUGAACUGUUCACUCAUGAACCUGAAGGUGGAUCUGCUAUGGUUCCUGUUACAUUUUUUUUGGAAAUAUAUGGAUAUCUAGCGGGACUUCGUUGUGAUGGAACUGAAAGAGAUUCUGCCGAUGAAGAUCCAACAGAAUUUAUUAUAUGGGAUUCUGAAUAUUUUGCAAUUCAAGAAAAAAACAAGGAAAAGUUUUUUAUAGAUCGUGCUUGUUCAAUUACGAGCCAAGAUACUGAAGCUGAUGUGAAUUUAGAUUUGGAAUUAGUAUCAAGAGAAGAUAUCGAUUCUUCAAGAACGGACAUAACACCACAAUUGAGCGACAAUUAUAUUAAUUACAAAAAAACAAUUGAAGAUGAAGUGAAACAAGACUUGUAUAGUAAGAAACUAUUAAGAAUGGAAUCUGAAACUUUUGUUAAUGAUGCUGAAUCAAGUAAAAAAAUAGAUUCUAAUGAUGAACAGAAAUUAAAUAAAUAUGAAAAUGUAUCUGCGAAGAAUGCGACUAAUAGCAGUACAUCAGAAGAGAAUUAUAGUAAGAAACAUAGUAUACGAAGUACAGAAGAUAGAAAUAUAAGCGAAAAAAGGAAAAAGAAGAAGGCUUUAGAUCCAAAAUUAUUCAAGUACUAUCCCAAUGUUCCUGGUAUUGGACCUCGGUUAUCAGCUGAAGAAGUAGCUAGCGUUGCAAUAUGGUUGAGUGAAUGCGCAAAAGUACAAGAAGGUAUGGUUGGCCCGCGAAAUCUUCGGCAUAUGAAUUGUCCUCCUUUAGAUAGGCAACAGACAUCGGACUCGUAACAAAAUGCAAUAUGAUAUAAUUAAUAUGAAUUUGCAAAAAUUUUUAAAUAUUAAACAUAGAGCA
Messenger RNA from Apis laboriosa (Himalayan honeybee), 1324 nucleotides. RefSeq lists its product as uncharacterized. The record is from RefSeq and is a predicted model, not a curated record. Bases 31 to 1260 code for a protein of 409 amino acids. The transcript is spliced from 5 exons. NCBI's taxonomy places the organism in Eukaryota, Metazoa, Arthropoda, Insecta, Hymenoptera, Apidae.